Trametes versicolor FP-101664 SS1 is the source of this 1302-nucleotide messenger RNA. RefSeq names its product NAD dehydrogenase. The record is from RefSeq and is a predicted model, not a curated record. The coding region runs from base 1 to 1302 and encodes 433 amino acids. The transcript has 5 exons. Gene Ontology annotation, molecular function: (S)-2-hydroxy-acid oxidase activity; (S)-2-hydroxyglutarate dehydrogenase activity. NCBI's taxonomy places the organism in Eukaryota, Fungi, Basidiomycota, Agaricomycetes, Polyporales, Polyporaceae. Gene Ontology annotation, cellular component: mitochondrion.
AUGCAAGUACGAGGCCUAUUCGCUGCCUUGAACAGCAGCGGCAAGUUCAAAUUCAAGGCACCGGAGUAUGCUAUUGACCACCUUGUCAUUGGAGGAGGUGUGGUAGGGCUCGCGGUAGCACAACGGCUUGCUCAGCGAUUCCCUGGGAAGUCGACAUACCUUGUGGAGAGACAUGCCACUGCAGGGGAAGAAAUAAGCUCGCGAAAUUCGGAAGUCAUCCAUGCAGGACUCUACUACCCUCCGGAUUCUUUGAAGACGAGACUCUGCCUCCGUGGGAAGCGGCUCCUCUAUGACCGUUGCAAUGCGCACAAUAUACCCUACAAACAGACAGAAAAGCUGAUCGUCGCCCGCGACGAACAGUUGCUCUACAUCCAGUCCCUGCACGAAAAGGCUCAGGCACUACGGUGGCCGCCACACUCCACCCAUACGGACAGCCUGUCGUCCGUCUUGCCCACGAAGCUACUGACGGGCGACGAUGCACGCGUACUGGAGCCAGACCUAUCCAAAGAUAUCUCCGCUGCGCUCUGGAGCCCCGGCACGGGAAUAGUCGACUCGCAUGCUCUCAUGGAGAGCCUCGAGAAGGACAUCAUAGAUGCGGAAAACAGCGAGCUGGUGUAUUCCACGAAGGUCGUCCGUCUCGACCCCAGCCACGACGACCCGGGUUGGGUCGUACAGACCGUGACCGGGGACGCCGAGGAAGGAGAUGCACUGCUCGCGCGGACGGUCAUCAACUGCGCUGGCCUGACCGCGCCGCUCGUUCUCAACGCCCUCCUCCCGGAGUCGCAGCGGAUACCCAUGUUCUUCGCGCGUGGAUCGUACGCGUCGUAUCGCGGACCGGGCGUCGAGCACGUCUCCCACCUCAUAUACCCGUGCCCAGCCGUCGGCAAGGACAGUCACGCCUUCCAAUCCCUCGGCACACACCUCACCCUCGACAUGCAGGGGAAGAUACGGUUUGGGCCGGACCUGGACUGGCUGGAACCCCCGCAAGACCACGAGGAUCCGGACUUUUGGCAGAAGCACCUCGUGCCCAACGACUCACGGCUGGAACUCAUGUACAAGGCCGUCAAGGAGUACCUUCCGGGCAUCUCCAAAGACGGUUUCCAACCCGACUACUGUGGCAUCCGGCCCAAGCUGGUCGGACCCGGAGGGCGCUUCCAGGACUUCGUUUUCCGCCGCGACAAGGCAAACGCACAAGGAGAGGGGGAGAUGAUCAGUUUGCUUGGGAUAGAGAGCCCCGGGUUGACGUCCAGUCUAGCGAUAGCAGAGUAUGUGGUCGAAGAUAUGCUCGGCGGAAGUGCUUGA